Molecule: messenger RNA, 408 nt
Organism: Cucurbita maxima (winter squash)
Lineage: Eukaryota; Viridiplantae; Streptophyta; Magnoliopsida; Cucurbitales; Cucurbitaceae
Product: probable metal-nicotianamine transporter YSL5
Exons: 3
Coding region: 1-408 (135 amino acids)
Cellular component (GO): membrane
Molecular function (GO): oligopeptide transmembrane transporter activity
Source: RefSeq, a predicted model, not a curated record
AUGGAGGAGGAGAAGCACGACGAGUUGGAUCCGAACCAGAAGAGCAAGAGAGAGAAAGAAGAUCAAGGAUUAAUAAUGGCGGAGGAAUCUAUGUCGGUGGAGUGGAUUUUUCAAGCGCAAGAGGUGCCGUCGUGGCAGAAGCAUCAGACGGCGAGAGCGUUUGUGCUCUACUUGACCACCGGUAUUACUCCUUCGCUCAAUAUCUCCGCCGAUCUUCUCGGUUUCUUCUUCGUGAAGACAUGGACCAGACUUCUGGAGAAAUCUGGUUUACUGAAGCAGCCUUUCACUCGCCAGGAGAACACCGUGAUUGGCGUCGCCUUCAGCGGGCUUCGAUUGGGAAGCUUGAACACAACUGCUCUGCGACUACGAAUUUUCAUGCCUCAAAACCUAAACAUCCUAAUUAAUUAA